AUGUUUGUAAAAUUAAUAUUUAAAUUGUUUUUAAUUAUAUUUUUAAUUAGUUUUAUUGAUUGUUCAAAUCAAUUAAUUUAUUCAAUAUCUUCGAAUUUGAAUCCAUCAGUUGGUCAAAUUAUUUAUGUAAUUAAUCCAAUAAAUAAUGAACUAUUAUCCAAUUCAACUACAAUUUUAGAUUGUACAAUUAAUGGAAUUGUCUCAAUUGAUGAAAAUCAAAUGAAUGCAAAAGUAUUAUGUGGAUUUAAAAGCCUAAUUUCAAUUGAUAUAAAAAGUGGUGAAUUUCAAAUACUUGGUACAAGUGAUUCAAUAUUACCAACAUUUACAACAAAAGCUCAACAAUUAUUUUAUAAUAAUAAUAAUAAUAAUAUUUAUAUGUCUGUAUCAACCAAUAAAUAUAAAUCAAUUACAUUUUUUGAUUACAAUUUCAAUACAAACUUUACAACCAUAAAUUCACUCCCAACAUAUGAUUAUAACUAUAUGAUUGACGAUACAUCAAUUUAUUCAUUUGAUUAUAGUUUUAAUAAAAUGUAUAUUUUAUAUUCAAGUGAAAGUAAUCCAAAUAAUUGUAAUUUACUUUCAUUCAAUGUUAAUAAUAUUCAAAAUUCAUUAGAAACAUUUAAAUCAAUUAAUAAUUUAGAGAAUGCAUUUUCACAACUAUUAUUUACAAAUGACCAAGGAGAAUUAUUUUUACUUUAUGGUAACCCUGAAACAGACACUUUUGACAUUUGUCAAUUUUCAUUCCAAGAAAAUAGCAAUGAUUGUGAGAAUGUUUUAUCAAUUCCUGUUACUCAACUAUACCCAAAUUUUAACUACUUAUUAUCUUAUUUAAAUGAUGAAAACCAACAUUUUACUAUUGUUUUAUUAUCUGGUGAUAAUGUAUCUGUUCAAUUUACUACAUACUAUAUUACAAAUUUCACUGUUGCUUACCAGUAUACUUUAAAUAACAUUUGGGAUAAUGGAAAUAAACAACAAACUACUUAUUUUUAUUCUUAA
Dictyostelium discoideum AX4 is the source of this 996-nucleotide messenger RNA. RefSeq lists its product as hypothetical. The coding region runs from base 1 to 996 and encodes 331 amino acids. The transcript has a single exon. The record is from RefSeq and is a predicted model, not a curated record. Lineage: Eukaryota; Evosea; Eumycetozoa; Dictyosteliales; Dictyosteliaceae.